Molecule: messenger RNA, 1236 nt
Organism: Theobroma umbraticum
Lineage: Eukaryota; Viridiplantae; Streptophyta; Magnoliopsida; Malvales; Malvaceae
Product: protein PIN-LIKES 1-like
Biological process (GO): endoplasmic reticulum to cytosol auxin transport
Cellular component (GO): membrane
Source: RefSeq, a predicted model, not a curated record
ACGUACUUGUUUAAGCUUAAGCAAAUAUAAAUGGCUUCAAAAGGUCGGUAUCAAUAGACAACCCAGAGGCCAGAGCAACCAUGCAAAAACAGCGCCUGUCCCGCAAUGGGCUAUAGUUCAGUCUUUAUUUCUUCACUCCCAAGCAUUUUAUCCCCGACGCACUCACAUUCAAACUUGUUAGCUUUCUCGUCAUUCCAAAGUCUCAUUCAUUUUUUUUUUUAAAUUUAUACCACAUUCUUAGCCUCUUAUAUUCUCCCCCAAAAUGUUGGGAGAGUGAAGAAGAAAGGAGUGGAUUGUAUUUGAAACGUUAGAAGAAUCGAUACGAUGAGGUUUCUAGAUUUGUUUGUUGUUGCUUCUAUGCCAGUUUUGAAAGUGCUCCUGCUGACGGCACUUGGUUCAUUUCUCGCCUUGGACCGUAUAGAUGUUAUGGGAGAGGAUGCGAGGAAGCAGCUGAAUGAUGUUGUUUUUUACGUGUUUAAUCCAGCAGUGGUCAGUAGCAACCUGGCCAAAACAAUUACCUCUGAGAGCAUUGUUUUAUUGUGGUUCAUGCCAUUCAAUAUCCUGAACACAUUUAUUAUUGGCUCAGCAAUGGGAUGGGUACUAGUAAAAAUUACAAAAGCGCCUCAACAUCUAAGAGGCCUCAUAUUGAGUUGCUGUGCAGCAGCAUCAGAGGAUAUCAUUCCACGUUGAACCUGCUCCUGUUUGACAGCGACUCUUCCAUGUAGUAGUUGCCAGGUGAAAACUUCAAUUCUAUAUGGUGCUAAGUUUGACCAGACCUCUCUCCACCUAUCCCAGAUGCUGCCCUCAGAAUGUAAAACUCUUUACAAAAUGAAUUCACUUUAUAGCAGCCAGAUGUCGUCCCUUUCACGGUAGCUUAUCAUCAUUCCUUGUUCAAAUGGUAUUCCUCCACUAUGGCUUUGAAGUAGUGCCCUUGUUGUUCAUCCCACCCAAACGGUGCUCUUCUAAGCUCAAUGUUCCAGCUCCACAAUUCAUUCUCCCAUUGUCCAUACUCAUUGAUGCAACCAUUUUGUUUCGAGCAAGUGCAUAGAUCCUAAGGAAGCGAUCUUUUAAGGUUUCUCCCUCCAUCCGUCUGUCCAGUAUUGGAUAUUCCUGCCUUUUCCAACGGUCAUCUGUAGAUUAUUUGUAACUUGCAAAGCAUACUUGUUAGUAGCCGAAUAACGUUCAACGAUAUUCUUCCAGGUUGUGGAAGACUUUCUAUUUGCGUUUGUGUUGUGA